AUGAACCGCAACGCGAGCCCGUCGACGCGUAGCCGGCCCCCGCGCGGCCCCGGCGCGCAGGCCCGCGGGAGCAGCGCGGCCACGACGGACGGUGCGGGGUCGACCGCGAAGGGCAGCGUCGGCAACGGUGCGGGCGGCGCGCCGUCGGCGUCGGCGGGGAGCCCCGCUGGGGCCUCGCCUGCGCCGCCGUCGGACGCGAAGGUGUGCGCGAACUGCCACACGACGAGCACGCCGCUGUGGCGCAAGGACAAGCAGACGGGCACGCUGAUGUGCAACGCGUGCGGCAUCUACUUCAAGAACCACGGCCGCCACAGGCCCGUGGAGCUCGCGCAGGGGCAGCAGCAGCGCCGCGAGGACCACCACGGUGCCGGCGAUGAAGACGGCGCGGACGCGGACGACAACGGCGCCACGUCGCCGCAGCAGCCGCUGAAGUCGCGCCUGCGCGCCAAGCGGAGCGCUGGCAUCAACCACCUGGCGUACCCUGGGGAGCUCUCCGACGACGGCGAGGACAAGCCCGCGGCGCAGCCGGGCGUCGGCGCGGGCGCCCCGCGCGGUCGCCAGCCGCGCCGCAACUCGCUCGGCGCCACGCAGCUGCCGCGCCGCCGUCGCCGGCGGGGCAGCGGCCGUCGCCGCAGGUCACGGCCGCGAACGCGCCGAUCCUCGCGAGCGACGCGCCCGCGCCGCAGCCGCCGCGCCAGCGGCCCCUCGCCCACACGGACGCCCACCGCGACGAGCUGA
Messenger RNA from Pedinophyceae sp. YPF-701, 738 nucleotides. Lineage: Eukaryota; Viridiplantae; Chlorophyta; Pedinophyceae. The record is from the annotation of a GenBank genome assembly.